Messenger RNA from Camelina sativa (false flax), 2921 nucleotides. Lineage: Eukaryota; Viridiplantae; Streptophyta; Magnoliopsida; Brassicales; Brassicaceae. The record is from RefSeq and is a predicted model, not a curated record.
AUUUUUUUUUAUCGUCCUUUGCAUUUGCAACCCAUUAUCAAACUCCACCUGGAAAUGUUUCUUUAAUUGGCUUCUUCAUGGUACUUUGGAGAAAAAAAGGUUUUGAGGUUUGUGUAUAAAACACUUGAGAUCUUGAGAUAUGUCAUAUUGAAAACUCUUUAGGUUUGGCUUCUGUUCCUGACACACUUGUAUAGUGAAGUGGGCUUGUGUUAUAUUUGAUGCAAUCUCUCUCUCUCUUUAUUCAAAAGUCAAUUAGAGAUCUUGAUGCUACUUCUGUCCCUUUCCAAGUGAUUUUACAUCGACCAACUAGCUUUCUUCAUGAGUGUAUAUAUUCAUGUACCUAUCCCUCUCAAUUCCUUAUCACCAAAAUCAUCUUGCUGAUUCAUUUGCUUUCUGAAUCCUCUUGCUUUCCUCUUUGCUUUUUUUUCAUUUGUUGGGUUAAAAUCCAAAGAAGUUCCCAAAUUUAGAGCUCGAAACCGAUAAGGAUCUUUUCUGCGGUUGAUAUAGCUGGGUUCUCGAUGAUUAGGGAAAAAGGUGUAGCCCUUUGGUGGAUGUUAUCAGCCAGUAGUCGCAGAUGCAGCACCAUUAAGAUUCACAAGAGAUGUGGUUCCCUUUGUUUUCGCCCCUCGAUCCGAAGAAAAGGGUUCCUUUCGAGUGGGAAUCUUGAUGAUGCUGCAUCAGCAAAUACAUGGCUACUAUUGUCAGUUUCUUUGUUCAUUCUCUAGUAAAGAUAGUCUUGGAGAUCGAUCUUACAAGGACACAAAUCCAAGAAGGUAAAGUCUAUUUUCUCUUCUCUGACUCUUGAUCAUGCACAUGUUGUGAAAUAUCUUUUUAAAUAAAUGGUGUUUCUAUCUUGCUUAUAUUAUUGGCAAAACCAUUCACAUGUGGACCUUUCAAAGGAUCCCCACCCAUGCUUUAAAAACCCAAACAAGAUUAUAACAACUGUGUAUUUAAAACACUCAUAUGGUUCUAAUCUUGAAUGUGAAUGAUAGUGAGAACUUAGAAGUGAGAGGUCUCUUGUGGUUACGGUUGUGGGAACUCACAUGGUCACAUGUGAAAAUGGUCCGUAAGUGUGUUUUUUUAGUCAAUUAUUUGCCGUUGGUCCCAAGCUUUAUUGUGUAUUUAUAUAGUUUCUUGACCCGAUCAAGAAAAAAAUAAAACAUUGUUUCCACAUGGAUCAUAUGAAUCUCGAGGCACAUUUUACUUGUUGAAAAAUAUCUUGGUUAAGGCUUAAGGGAGAUAUUAGUGCAUACAGAAACUGUACAUAAGAAAGUUUUACAAAGAUUAUUUUUUCAAUAAAAUUAUAUUGGGAAUGUUCAAAAUAUACAUAAAUUGGUGGUCAAUCGUGCAAUGGAAUAUUAUUUGUGAAAGUAAAUUCAGAUUUCACUUGCUAUUUGUUUUACGACUUUUUCUUUGGCUAAUCGUACACUAAUGGUCCCAACUCGUGAUAAUGUUUUUAAUCCCGCGUUUGGAAGCUUUUUGAAUAAGUAAUUGAAGAUGACAGAGCUUGUAAGUAAUGACGUCGAUAACAUAUAGUUUAAUGAGCUUGUGUACUUAAUAUUAUUAUGUGAAGUUCUAGCCCGAUAAAUCAGAAUCUCUCCUAAGUUUGACCAAAAAAAAAAACCAGAGUCUCUCAAAGAUGAUAUGCCAUGUUACAUUUGAAAUUAAAAAAUCCGAAUUAUGUAUUUGAAUUGUGUUAGAUUUCCACAUAAUCAUAUUAGUUACGUACCCAUGCAUAUAUAAUUUGUCAGCAAUUUGGAACAGAACAUGUAAUAUCAUUGUUUUGGAUAUUAACGUUAUUGUAUCUCCACUCAAAUUUGAAUCUAGUAAUAUAAUUUUAUUGUAAAUUGUUGAAUGUAUUACGUUUAAAAACAUAAUUCAAAUUUGCGUUGUACCCUGAGAAAAGAAAUACAGUAUUGUGUACUACAUUAAUAUUUACAACUGUCUGUUUUCUAUAUUUUUAAUAAUAAUACUGAAUAAGAGCACUAUAAUAUAUAAUGUUCAAUUUUUCUCGAUUUAAGAAAAAUAUUAAUUCCUUGGACAAUCUCUAUAGGUACAUGUGUGUGUAGUAGUAGACAAAUGUAAAUAUAACAAAAUUGUAUAGUACUAUAAGUUUGACCUAUACUUCAUUCUAACUCACUAAUAUUCUCUUUGCUCCGUCUUCAAUUCAAACAUCAAACACACUCACACACAGAGAGAUACACAUAUGCUACAUUGAUGUACAUUUACAUACUGAGUAGUUUGAUCAGAAGAAACGACUGAGAAAAUCUACUCUUGAUUGAUGGAUGAUGAGACGUUGUGGAAAGUUUCCAAGAAAGAUUUCAUCUCCGAAACCACUCAUUUCUCUUCAAAACAUCAUGUUUUCACACGAAGCUUCUCAACAAAAGCUUCUUCUUCUUCUUCGUCUUCUUCUUCAAACCCCGUUGUAUUCACACGAAGUUUCUCAACUAAACCCACUUCGUAUUCUUCAUCAUUAGAGCCCACCUUUAGACGUAGUUUCUCUGCAAAACCUACUCCUUCGAAAUCUCCGUUUCUGUCUAGAAGCGGUUCAACGAAAUGUCAAGCUGAUGGUACAUCUUCCACGACUUCUGCUGCUUCCAAGUGUUCCAUCUCUCGGAGCUUGUCUCAGAAAGGAGCUUCAGUGACCCGAAAGUAUCGUAAUAUAGCUAAGGAGCACAAGUCUCGGUUUUACAUCAUGAAACGCUGCGUUUCAAUGCUCGUUUGUUGGCACAAACAUGCCUGAUGAGAUCAUCGUUAUGAAUGUGAAGAAACAAGACUAGGUUAUAUAAUUACAGAUUUUACUCUUUUUUUUUUUUUUUUUCGUUUCAUUUUCUUUACACAUCUUUUAAUUUUUUGAAAGCAGAAAUCUGUAUCGAUGGACGAUGGUACACUCUUUCCAUUUUAAUUAAAUGUAUUUUUUA